This is a messenger RNA of Pongo pygmaeus (Bornean orangutan), 835 nucleotides long. RefSeq names its product chromosome 15 C14orf132 homolog (gene C15H14orf132). The coding region runs from base 186 to 437 and encodes 83 amino acids. The record is from RefSeq and is a predicted model, not a curated record. NCBI's taxonomy places the organism in Eukaryota, Metazoa, Chordata, Mammalia, Primates, Hominidae. The transcript is spliced from 3 exons.
CCCGCCCCCGCGCUCGGGGCCCUCCGCCUAGUAGAGGUCUGGAGCCAGAAGUCCAGAGACAGCCGAGGGCGCCGUGCGGGCUCCGGACGCUCGCUGCUCCGCCCGAUCCCCGCCAACUGUGCAGGCGGCUGACCCGCAGCGGCAGCGGCAGCAGCGAGGACUCGAGCGCUGGCGGCAUCGACACCAUGGAUCUCUCCUUUAUGGCCGCGCAGCUGCCCAUGAUGGGGGGAGCUUUCAUGGACUCGCCCAACGAGGACUUCAGCACCGAGUACUCCCUGUUUAACUCCUCUGCCAACGUCCACGCGGCUGCCAACGGCCAGGGCCAGCCGGAAGAUCCUCCUCGGUCCUCCAACGACGCCGUCUUGCUAUGGAUUGCCAUCAUAGCCACGCUGGGGAACAUCGUGGUGGUGGGCGUGGUGUAUGCCUUCACCUUCUGAGGACGGCACACCCUGCACCACCAUGGGAAACCUUAUUAUUGUAACUUGCUACUCUCCAGAUACCAGUUCUUCAUGCUGAGAGCAUCGGAAAUGUUUCUGUGUCUUACUGAUGUUUUCAUGAUCAACUUGUAAAUGUAACCAGUUGACUUCAUAAAAGGUAUUUUAACUAUUCUUGGAGUCCUUUGCUACCCAAGCACCUGGUUUCACCAUGCGAUCAUCACUGACUUUUCUACAGUGAAGAUUCUUUCUUAAUGUAGGAUUUCGCUGUGCUCUUUUGAUUAAAAAUAUCUAACCUUAAAAGAUGUAAAAAUGUAUCUGUGAAAUCUCACUUUGUUAGCGUUGUUGCUGUUGUCAUUUUCUAUUAUGAUAAUUGAAAAGAGAAAAGAAGAAAACAUGAA